This is a messenger RNA of Blepharisma stoltei, 1548 nucleotides long. NCBI's taxonomy places the organism in Eukaryota, Ciliophora, Heterotrichea, Heterotrichida, Blepharismidae. The record is from the annotation of a GenBank genome assembly.
AUGGGCUGCUGUGGAUCGAGACUUGAAGAAACUCCUCAGAAACAAAAAAAGGAUUUAAAUACUUCUAGUGAUACUGAAAAAAGUAGCGCUACUUAUCAGCCCCAGGAAAUUAAUCGAAGAAACCCUAAUCGCCAUUCUUCUAUGGCCAUACGUAAAGGAAACUUUAUCCGAACAAAGAGUGGGGAUAUUAAUCAAUUUUAUGAAAAUAUCAGAGAAAUAGGAACAGGAGGCUUCGGAAUUGUUUAUAGUGCAAAGGAUAAGAGAUCUGGUCUCAGGCGUGCUAUUAAAGAGAUACCAAAAGAUAAGCUGGAUAAAUCCACAAAUGAACAAAUGCUUGAGGAAGUUCAAAUUCUACGCGAAUUGGAUCAUCCUAAUAUUAUGAAGAUUUAUGAAGUAAUAGAGUCUCGAAAAAGCUAUUAUAUAGUUUCAGAGUAUUUAUCUGGGGGGGAAUUGUUUGAUAAAAUCAUCGAAACUCAAGGAUUUAACGAAAAAAUAGCAGCAAGAUAUUUUAUUGAUAUGAUGACUGCAAUAAAUUACUGCCACACAAAUGAAAUUGUUCAUAGGGAUUUAAAGCCAGAAAAUUUAUUAUUAGAAUCUUCUCAAAGAGAUGCUAAUUUGAAAGUCAUUGAUUUUGGGAUUUCACAAAGACUUAAUCCGGGAGCAAAAUUGACAUCAGCAAAUGGAACACUUUAUUAUAUGGCUCCAGAGGUAUUUGAUAGGCCACAUGAUGAGAAAUGCGAUAUUUGGAGUGCUGGGAUUAUUCUUUAUGUUAUGAUAUGUAAAAAUUAUAUAGGUGGAAAACCUCCAUUUUAUGCUGAUAAUGAUAAAGAUUAUAUUAAAUUGAUAAAAAAGGGACAGUUUUCUUUGACGAAAGGAGCCUGGGAAAAUGCUUCUGAUGACUUGAAAGAUUUAGUAAGAAAAAUGCUGACUGUGGACCCAAAAAAAAGGCUAAGUGCACAAGAUGUAUUAAAUCACCCGUGGGUGGAGAAAUACUUGAGCAAUGAAGCAGAAGCCAAUCCGAUUUCUACCGAAGCAUUAUCAAAUUUAGGGAAAUUUAGGGUAAGCUUUAUAUAGAAUCAAUCAAAAAUAGCCAAAUCAAUUAAAACUUUUAUAACAAGCCAAAUUUUUACUGCAAAAGAUGAAAAAGAGUUAAUUAAAAUUUUCAAAAGGAUAGAUAAAAAUGGAGAUGGAAAAUUAUCUGAAGAAGAAUUAAUUGAAGGAUACUUAGAAUUAGGGUUGACAUCUCCUGCGGAUAUUGAAGCUAUUAUGAAGAAUUGCGAUACUGAUCAUAGCGGAUAUAUUGAUUUCACAGAGUUCGUAACUGCGACGACUGAAUGGAAUUUUAUGAUUAAUCAAACUCAGCUAAAACAAGCCUUUAAAAUGUAUGACACAAGCGGAGAUGGAAAAUUGUCACUUGACGAGCUGAAAGCAGGGAUCCCUGGAAUAGAAGACUCUGAAUGGAAGAAAUUCUUAGAUGAGGCUGAUACAAAUGGAGAUGGAGUCAUCACGUUUGCGGAACUUAAAGAUUAUUUGACAGAAAAAUUAUAA